Molecule: messenger RNA, 956 nt
Organism: Stereum hirsutum FP-91666 SS1
Lineage: Eukaryota; Fungi; Basidiomycota; Agaricomycetes; Russulales; Stereaceae
Product: alpha-L RNA-binding motif-containing protein
Exons: 6
Coding region: 17-568 (183 amino acids)
Biological process (GO): rRNA processing
Cellular component (GO): Mpp10 complex; small ribosomal subunit; small-subunit processome
Molecular function (GO): rRNA binding; structural constituent of ribosome; snoRNA binding
Source: RefSeq, a predicted model, not a curated record
UUCUCUGCAAACGACGAUGGUCAGGCAGCUCAAGCACCACGAGCAGAAGCUCCUCAAGAAGGUCGACUUUCUCAACUGGAAGCAAGAUGCAAAUCUUCGCGAGAUCAAGGUUAUGCGCCGGUACCACAUCCAGGACAGAGAAGACUACCACAAAUACAAUAAACUAUGUGGCUCCCUGCGCUCCCUAGCCCACCGCCUCUCCCUCCUCCCGGCCCAGGACCCAUUCCGCGCCCGCAUGGAGGGCCAGGUCCUCUCCAAGCUCUUCGACAUGGGCGUCCUCAACGCCCAGGCCAAGCUCAGCGACGUAGACAACAAGCUCACCGUCGCAGCCUUCUGUCGCAGGCGCCUCGCCGUCAUCAUGGUCGUGGCGAAAAUGGCAGAAACUGUUAGCGCGGCGGUCAAGUUCAUCGAACAAGGUCACGUACGCGUCGGUCCAGAUAUGAUCACUGAUCCAGCCUACCUCGUAACACGACACAUGGAAGACUUCGUGACCUGGGUAGACACCUCGAAGUUGAAGAGGACUGUCAUGAGCUACAACGACGAGCUCGACGACUUCGACCUUCUAUAGUCUCCCUUUUUCUCACCACGCUCGGUACGAUUACACUCCUCUUCCUCGACAGAGACUGGACCUCACCCGCGAUGCCUCACCCGAUCGCCGUCUUCCCUCCUCGUCUUCCCUCCUCGUUGACUUGCCCAUGCGCUCGGUCGAUCACCGGCCGUGGCCAUAUGCCACCCCCAGUUCCACGUCUAAAAAGCUAAAAGCUACCCGCCAAAGGCCAAAACCGAAACUGAACCCAAAAAGUAUCAUAAUCUCUCUCGGGUAUAACAAUAACUUAUUCGGUGUACGUCUCUUUGUCUCGCUGCUUGCUUUGUGUCUUCGUGUCUUUGUAUGGUUAUGAUUCGUUCGGUGCUUUGACUUUCUCAUGAUGCGUGUGAGAUCGAAUGCUGAAUGCUGC